Molecule: messenger RNA, 1027 nt
Organism: Lates calcarifer (barramundi perch)
Lineage: Eukaryota; Metazoa; Chordata; Actinopteri; Centropomidae
Gene: mrps7
Product: mitochondrial ribosomal protein S7
Exons: 5
Coding region: 54-743 (229 amino acids)
Biological process (GO): translation; ribosomal small subunit assembly
Cellular component (GO): ribosome
Molecular function (GO): structural constituent of ribosome; rRNA binding; mRNA binding
Source: RefSeq, a predicted model, not a curated record
GCAUCUACCAGAGAUACUAAGCCGGGGUCCUAACUGACACUCACAUUGUGAAGAUGGCUGCCUCCCUGACGGGACUAUUAAAACCCUGGACACCAAGAGUGUUCCUGGUGAGAUGGAGCAGGUACAACCCGUACUAUCUGGAGCCAGAGUUCAGGAAGGAGGUGUACAGCAAAUCAGAGGCAGAGCUGACCGCUGAGGAGAAGGAGCAGCGGGAGCUCAAAGUGAUCAGACCCAUCAAGGCAGCAACGCAUGGAGUCAACAGCUCUGUUUUCUAUGACCCAGUCGUCAGUAAAUUCACCAACAUGAUGAUGAAACACGGAGAAAAGACCUUGGCCAGACAGAUCAUGACACAAACCCUGGAGACAUUAAAGAGGAAACAGGUGGAGAAAUAUCACAAAGCUUCAGAGGAGCAGAAGGAAGAGAUCGAGUGUAACCCCUACGCCAUCUUUCACCAGGCUCUGGAUAACUGUAAGCCUGUGGUCGGGCUGGCCAACAUACAGAAAGGUGGAAAGAACUAUCAGGUGCCCGUCCCUCUUACUGACAGCCGGCGUCGUUUCCUCGCCAUGAAAUGGAUGAUCACAGAGUGCAGGGAGAACAAACAUCGACGCACACACAUGUAUGAAAAACUUUCCCAGGAGCUCAUGGCAGCCUACAUGAAGGAGGGCAACGUUAUCAAGAAAAAAUUUGAGUUGCACAAGAUGGCUGAGGCCAACAGAGCCUACGCCCACUACCGCUGGUGGUAGAAAGAAACUCCUCUGGACUGAAAUCGUCACUGCCGACUCAGACAUCGCUUCAGAUUGACAGACACUGCGUUGCUUGAAGCCCUCCUGUAAAUAGUAAAUACCAUGAAAAGCCCUUAAUGGAAGGACUAUGCUGUAAAAAGUGCUGCUGAAGAAGUGAAAUAUGUAUAAACUGAGAGAACAUAGCUUGCUCUGUCACUUUUUACAUUGAGAAAUUGUAUUAUGUUCAAUAAACAGUUGUUCUCAGUCGCAUUGUUAUAACAACACAAUAAACAAAUCAAACUGAA